Rhodamnia argentea is the source of this 1278-nucleotide messenger RNA. RefSeq lists its product as uncharacterized. NCBI's taxonomy places the organism in Eukaryota, Viridiplantae, Streptophyta, Magnoliopsida, Myrtales, Myrtaceae. Bases 141 to 1154 code for a protein of 337 amino acids. The record is from RefSeq and is a predicted model, not a curated record. The transcript has 2 exons.
UUGUCGAGAACCCUCCAUAAGUAUCCGAGUCUCUUGAAUCUGUUCGCUUAUUCUGCUUCAAGAAAUAUUUCCAGUCUCUCCACACUUCGAUCGAUCGCUUCCCUCGUUCGUUCUUGAUUUCUCUGCGCGCAAAGAAACCGAUGGACCAAGACCGGAGCGAGCUGCGAUCCCUUGGGUUCCUCGGCGUCUACGGCGAGACCUCCAAGAUCGUCCUCAAAUGGAGGAAGAUCUUCGCCCAGAUCGUGCUCGCGCUCGUCCUCCCUCUCUGCGCCAUCUACCUCGCCCACUCCUUGGUCUCGCAGCUCCUCGCUUCCAAGAUCUUCGACCACGAGACCACCCGGAACGACACCAGGUACGACGACCCGAGGUACGGGGACCUGUCCCGCAGGCUCAAGAGGGAGUGGGUCGCUUUCUGGCUCGUCAGGCUCGGCUACUUCAUCCUCGCCUUCGUCUUCUCUCUGCUCUCGACCUCGGCCGUAGCCUCAGCGGUGGCCACCAUUUACGCCGCGGCCGAGCAGGUCACUUUCAAGGAGGUCAUGCGCGUCGUGCCCAGAACGUGGAAGAGGCUCGCGGUCACUUUCAUCUGGAGCUUCGUCAUAUUCUUCGUGUACAACGUUGUGGUCGUGGGGCUUCUGAUCGUGUGGGUUGUCGUCGUGAGGCGAUCUUCAGUAGGCGCGGCGCUCGGGAUCGCUGUGGCGGUCGUCCUCUUGAUCUUGUGCGUCAUUGGGUUUGUUUAUAUCACCAUGAUCUGGCAAUUAGCGAGCGUGAUCUCGGUUCUUGAAGACGUGUACGGGAGGAAGGCGAUGGUGAAGAGCAAGAGGCUGAUCAAGGGCAAGAUGGGUGUGUCGGUUGGUUGUUUCCUUGGUGUCCUGCUGUGCUCUGUUCUGGUUCUGGCAUUGUUCGAGGGCCUUGUCGUCUUGGACUUGGUCGAUGGGAUUGGAAUCAAGAUUGGGGUUGGACUGAUCUGCUUGUUGCUGCUGCUGAUGGUGGUCCUUUUCGAUCUGGUCGUUCAGACAGUGAUCUACUUUGUCUGCAAGUCCUACCACCAUGAGAACAUCGACAAGUCCUCCUUGUCUGAUCAUCUCGAGGUCUAUCUUGGAGACUAUGUCCCUCUGAAGGCCAAUUCCAUCCAGCUUGAUCAACUCCAUGUCUGAAUUUCUAUAUUCCCUGUGUGGGUUUGAGAGUUUUCUGCAUCUUAGUUUAAGAUAAUAAAGUUUGCAGCUUGGAAAUGUAUAAAUGUCUGGUAUAUAUCUAUAUGAAAGUGCGCCUUUGACACUA